Messenger RNA from Manis javanica (Malayan pangolin), 4811 nucleotides. The record is from RefSeq and is a predicted model, not a curated record. NCBI's taxonomy places the organism in Eukaryota, Metazoa, Chordata, Mammalia, Pholidota, Manidae.
AUGUUAACAUCAAACUUAAAGAUAAUUGAUGAAAACACAACUUAUAUUUCACCAACACAAAAAUUCCAAUAUGUCCUUCCAUCUAGUAAAUAUGAAGAUGAUGAUCUAAAUUUAAGAGGGGCAGGUAACAAUGAUGUACCCUGUGUUACUGGCAAACUGAUAUAUGGGUCUCAGAAAGACAAAAGUCAUUUUGGCACUGAGAUAGCACCUAAGAAAAGUGUUUUGGAUGAUACAAAAUUAGUUAAUUUUGCAGAAGGUAAAGGAGAGAGUACAUCAGCCUUCCGAAAAAGAACUUUGCAAGGAAGCAUUUUCAUGGUGUUUGUGAUUUUGGUGCUGGUCACUGACAAGAGGCCUCAGUACCUGUCUAUGUGGGCCUGGCUAGCUCCCCUCGGUGUGAACGAGCCAAGAGACCAUUCAGGAGUAACAGUGUCUGAUGACCUAGGCUUGGAAGUCACACACUUACUGUUUAAAAUAUCUGACAAUAUAUAUCAGGGUGAUUAUCCUAAUGACAGACAUAUUGGCUCAGUGAAAAUUGUCCAAACAGAAAUGAACACAGAGAAAUCAUGGAAAUGUAGGAAUAGUAAGCAGAAACCUCAAUAUUCAGAUAUUAAUAUGUUUACAUCAAGUGAUGCCUUUUCUGCUUCUGAUAUCAGAGAAGGUGAUUUCAAAGUACCAUCUUUUUCAGUUUCAUCCCAGCCUCAGGAAGUUCAAGGGGUAACAGAAAAUGAUUUAGAUUCUUUAAAAGCUGUCACAGAAAUCCCUGCAAAAUUUAGAAGUAUUUUCAAAGAAUUUCCAUAUUUCAACUAUAUACAGUCCAAAGCCUUUGAUGAUCUUCUUUACACAGAUAGGAAUUUUGUGACUUGUGCGCCAACUGGUUCUGGGAAAACUGUAGUGUUUGAGUUAGCUAUAACAAGAUUGUUAAUGGAAGUACCUUUGCCUUGGUCGAACAUUAAAAUUGUUUACAUGGCACCAAUAAAAGCCCUGUGUAGUCAGCGUUUUGAUGACUGGAAAAAAAAAUUUGGACCAAUAGGAUUGAAUUGUAAAGAACUCACUGGAGAUACAGUAAUGGAUGACCUGUUUGAGAUUCAGCAUGCCCAUAUUAUUAUGACAACUCCAGAAAAAUGGGAUAGCAUGACUAGGAAAUGGAGAGACAACUCUUUGGUACAGCUGGUUCGACUGUUUCUCAUUGAUGAGGUACACGUUGUAAAAGAUGAAAAUCGUGGACCAACUCUUGAAGUUGUAGUCAGUAGAAUGAAAACUGUACAGUCUUUAUCUUAUACUUUAGAAAAUGCCAGAACUAUUAUUCCAGUGAGAUUUGUAGCUGUAUCUGCAACGAUACCAAAUGCUGAGGAUAUUGCAGAAUGGCUUUCAGAUGGUGAAAGACCUGCUGUAUGUCUGAAAAUGGAUGAGAAACAUAGACCAGUGAAACUUCGGAAAGUGGUCCUUGGAUUUCCCAGCACUAGGAACCAAACUGAAUUUAAGUUUGAUUUAACCCUUAACUACAGAAUUGCCAGUGUUAUACAAACAUACUCUGAUCAGAAACCUACACUUGUGUUUUGUGCAACAAGGAAAGGUGUGCAACAGGCUGCUUCUGUUCUUGUGAAAGAUGCAAAGUUUCUUAUGACUGUGGAACAGAAACAGAGGUUACAGAAACAUGCACAUUCCAUAAGAGAUUCAAAACUGAGAGAUAUCUUAAUACAUGGUGUUGCUUAUCAUCAUGCUGGUAUGGAGCUGUCAGAUAGAAAAGUAGUUGAAGGAACUUUUGCUGUUGGAGAUCUACCAGUCCUUUUUACUACCAGUACUUUAUCUAUGGGAGUAAAUUUGCCUGCUCAUCUAGUAGUUAUAAAAUCUACAAUGCAUUAUUCUGGAGGAAUGUUUGAAGAGUACAGUGAAACAGAUAUUCUACAAAUGAUUGGUAGAGCUGGUCGACCUCAAUUUGACACUACAGCUACUGCAGUUAUUAUGACUCGGUUAAGUACAAAAGAGAAGUAUAUUCAGAUGUUAGCUUGUAGUGACACUGUAGAAAGCAGUUUGCACCGACAUCUUAUUGAGCAUUUAAAUGCAGAGAUAGUACUGAAUACUAUCACAGAUGUGAAUAUUGCUUUGGAAUGGAUACGAUCAACUUUGCUUUAUAUCAGAGCCUUGAAAAAUCCAUCACAUUAUGGUUUUGCAUCUGGAUUGAACAAAGAUGGAAUUGAGGCAAAAUUACAAGAAUUAUGUUUGAAGAAUCUAAAUGAUUUGUCAUCUCUGGACUUGAUAAAGAUGGAUGAAGAUGUUAAUUUCAAACCAACUGAGGCAGGAAGAUUGAUGGCUUGGUAUUAUAUAACAUUUGAGACAGUGAAGAAAUUUUGUACCAUCAGUGGGAAAGAAACUCUAUCAGAUCUGGUCACGAUGAUAGCCAGCUGCAAGGAGUUUCUGGAUGUGCAAUUAAGGAUAAACGAAAAGAAAACACUAAAUACUUUAAACAAAGAUCCAAAUCGGAUAACUAUCAGAUUUCCAAUGGAAGGAAAAAUUAAAACAAGAGAAAUGAAAGUUAACUGUCUUAUUCAGGCUCAGCUAGGAUGUAUUCCCAUACAAGACUUUGCUCUGACACAAGAUACUGCAAAGAUUUUCAGAAAUGGCUCACGAAUUACAAGAUGGUUGUCAGAUUUUGUGGCUGUUCAAGAAAAGAAGUUUACUGUAUUAUUGAACAGUUUGAUUUUAGCUAAGUGUUUUAGAUGUAAACUUUGGGAAAACUCUCUGCAUGUAUCCAAACAACUGGACAAAAUUGGCAUAACAUUGUCAAAUGCAAUGGUAAAUGCAGGUUUGACUUCCUUUAAAAAAAUAGAAGAAACGGAUGGAAGGGAACUUGAACUGAUUUUAAAUAGACAUCCCCCCUUUGGAACUCAGAUAAAAGAAACAGUGAUGUAUCUACCAAAAUAUGAACUUGAAGUAGAACAGAUUGCAAGAUACAGUGAUACUAUGGCAGAAAUAUUAGUGACCAUUAUAUUAAGAAACUUUGAACAGCUGCAAAAUAAAAGAACAGCAUCAGAUUCUCACUAUGUUACCUUAGUCAUAGGUAAUGCAGAUAAUCAACUGGUUUUUAAGCACAAAAUUCUAGAUUCUGUUUUGCUAAAAGCUGGAAACUGGGCUAAAAAGAUUGAUGUGAAAAGAGCUCUUAAAUCUGAAGAUCUUAGCAUAAAUCUAAUUAGUUCUGAGUAUGUUGGACUUGAUAUUCAGCAGAAAUUUACAGUCUUUUACUUAGGACCCAAGAGGUUUGGAAACCAAAUAAUUAUGCGGAAAAAAUCAGAAACAGAGAUUUCCCAUUCUAAACAUUCAGAUAGACCUAUAGCAGGACCAAAUAAAGGAAUGACUACCUGCAAAAAACCUGGAAAUCGAGAGUGUAAUCAUCACUGUAAAAAUAAGCAUACAUGUGGACAUGACUGCUGUAAAACUGGAGUCACACAGAAGACAGAAAUGAAAGAGCCAACAAUUUCUUCAUAUUUAUCUGAUUUAAGAAACAGGAACGCUGUUUCAUCUCUUCCUCCAGUUAAACGUUUCAAGAUGCAGAUGAAUAAAUCUCAAAGUGUGGACCUUAAGAAGUUUAGUUUUACUUCAAAACCUUCUCUUCCCAGUAUAUCAAGGUCAAAAUAUUUAAACAUACCUGAAUUGUCUGUAAUGGAGCAGAGGGAUACACAUGAAAUUUGUGCAAAAGUUCCACAACAAGAACCAUCUGAGUAUCAAGACAAAGAUUUUUCUAGAUGGAACUUUUCUACAACUUCAAAUCAGAAAACUCCUCAAACAAUGCUGUUCAACAGAAAUGUUAAUACACCUGGAAACCAGAAUUUGACAGAUGCAGAUAAAAGUAAUUCUACAUUUUCAGAAGCUUUGAAUGUGAAUUUUGAAUUGGGAAAUGAAGUUUGGGAUGAUUUUGAUGAUGAGAACUUAAUAGAAGUUACCACUAGCUUUUCAGCCAAUACUGAGAAGACAAAAACAUCAGAAUUUAGAAACACUUUGAGUUCAAGUACCAGAGGAAGUAAGCUAUCCCUCCAAGAAUCAAAGAGCAAAUUCCAAAGAGAAAUGUCAAACAGUUUUGUUUCAUCACAUGAGAAGCCAGAUACUUAUUUAUCAAAUCCUGCUAUGUCCAAGUUUGGUGCUUCCUCCAUGACAAAAUUACCUGAACAAGCUGGAAAUGAAAAUACUGUCUAUUUACAAGAAAGAAAACAAAGUCUGUCACCAGAGAUUAAAAAGUUAUGUUUUACUCACUCUGAAAAAAUACCAAAUUCUUCAAAUUUUGUUAAGAAAGUGGAUUUCUUUAUUAGAAACAGUGAAUGUAAAAAGGAAAUUGAUUUCAGUACAUAUUAUCAUGAAGAUGAAACUGAUGAAAUGAAGUCUUUUCUGGGGAUAUUUGAUGGCAUUUUCUAAAAUUUCUUAUAUUAAUAAGAUGAAGUAUAAAGACACCUAUUUUCAAAGCAUAUUUUUUAUUUUUAAAAAAUAGUUCACAAUUGUUCAGCUUUGCAGCAAAAUAGUUGAACUGAUUUAUUUUUCAUUAUAUUGUAACUUCAUGAAAAGUACUUUACAGUGGCUUUAUUUUGGUAAACUGCUAAUUAAAUUGCACUUAGAAAUAAUUAUUUGGUUAUUAAUUGGAGUUUCAUUGAAUUUUGACAGGAACCAAUUUAAAAUUUUAUUUUUAUAUUUUCUUAAGAAAGAUAUUCUGUGCAAGCAAAAUAGUGCUGGGUCAGUGAAUUUAUUUAUUAUAUGGAUAAUUUUCCAAUAUUGUUUUACUAAAAAUUUUUAAGACUCCAGUGGCUGUCCAAGUUUGUUGUAUAACU